Messenger RNA from Trichomycterus rosablanca, 2602 nucleotides. RefSeq names its product F-box protein 15 (gene fbxo15). The coding region runs from base 110 to 1522 and encodes 470 amino acids. The record is from RefSeq and is a predicted model, not a curated record. Gene Ontology annotation, cellular component: SCF ubiquitin ligase complex. Gene Ontology annotation, molecular function: protein binding. NCBI's taxonomy places the organism in Eukaryota, Metazoa, Chordata, Actinopteri, Siluriformes, Trichomycteridae. The transcript is spliced from 10 exons.
UAAUUCAAUUAAACAGACGAAUUAAAAUAAAUUGAAUGAUUUAUAAAACGUGUUUAAAGUGUUAAGGUGGAAUUAAGUCGGUCUUAAGUUCUACAGAAACACAGGACGGAUGAGUUCAGCACGUUUCCACACGCACAGAAAGAACCAUGUUCUGGUACAACGAUCACCACUCAACCCCAAACCAUCGUCCAGAUCCACCACCAGAAGAUCUGAGAGCUACUUAGAGAGGUUGCCACCGGAGCUGAUCGUGAAGAUUCUGUCCUAUUUGGACGCCGGCUCUCUGUUCUGCAUCAGCUUCGUUAACAAGAGUUUUAACGAGCUCGCCAACGACAAUGCAACAUGGUACCACCUUUACUCCCACCGACGAGCAAACGUGGUGACGUCCGGACCGGUGCAGCACCUGACCGACGGACUGGACGCGGCCAGCGUUCAGGAGAAGCGCAAGGGAUUCUGGAGGAGACGGUUCUUCAGAGAUCUGUCCGGCCCACACAAGGACUGGAGGAAAGAACUCAGAGUCGUCCAUCCUUACACCGGCCUGCCACGCCGAACCGCCCAGCUCCUCAGGACUCUGUGUAUCCAGUGGGAGAUCACGGUGAGGGGUGUAAGAGGACGGGAGAACAGAACGGCACACACUCGGGUUUAUUUUAGCCAAGCCUCCGUCACCGUGAGCUGGACUUCAGGGAACUGGCCCACGCUCGAUAAACCCACCACACUGGAAGUGCACGGAGUGAUGCCAGUGCCCAUUAACUGCCCACUCGCAUUCAGACCGGGUCGGCGGUCCCUCCUUAAUACGGCGGUGCUGAAUAAGGGUGUCGGUACACCGUGUGGUUCAGACGGACUCGUCAGGUUGCUGUAUAUAGAGAAGGGAUUAACUCUGGGGGUCUGGAAGGAUCAACAGGAAGUGGCUUUUGUUUUGUUGAACCUUCAUCAUCACAGACUGGUGGAGAGGAAUCUGCUCGGCUCCUCCACCACCAUGUAUGAGCCGGGCCGAGCGGCGGCUCGCUUCGACGACCUCGAUCCUGAAUACGGGCUGCACAGCUACUCGGUCCACACCGAACUGCACAACACGGAGACGAGCAUCACCUCCACUCGCUUCACCCAGCUGCACUGCAGGAGAGAUCAGAUAGACGGAGGUUACGUCCUGCUGAGGGUUCUUCAGAAGGAGAACAGGUCCAGUCACGUCCCUCUGUGUGCAAACAUCAGCCUGCCGUGGAGAACCGAAGCUCUGCAGGGAUGCAUCCAGAACUGCUGUAUUUUGACGCUGACGCUUUUCGACGAAGCUCAGACGCCGUUCUGGUGCGUCAGCGCUCCCGUGGCUAUAUCUAAAUCAAACCCGGCGGAGGUUCUGUACGACCGGGCCGGAGAGAGCUUCUCCAUCCGGUACCAGGAUGCAGAAGGGAAGCUGGAGAUAGUGCUGGAGGAGGAGGAGGAGGUGCUGGAGGAGACACGCUACGUCAUGGUUCAGUUUGACAUUUUUAUUCCGCUCAGUAAACUGAACAGCCACUUCGGGAGGAAUUACUGACGCUCGUCUCCAGGAAUUUCACAAACGGGAUCCAGAAACGGGCGCGGUUCAUGAAAUCGAACAGAAUCGGAACGUGAAAGAGCGUCGUUUAUUAUUGGUGUGUUUAAAUAUCGGCAAUGAUUCGAAAUCUACAUGUUAAUCUGUUAUAAUUAACGUUAUAACGAUCUCUGAUCAUUAGCUCUGUGAUAUGUGAGGGUUUAGUGUCACAUGAGGCAACCAACAGAGUUUUAAUAUUGAUCACGUACUUAAAUAAGCAGCUUUAAGAUUCAGAGAUUCAAUAUCAGCAACAAAUGGAGCUUUGUUAUUUUUGUGUGUCAAAGCCUCGUGCACCAAGAUGCUUAGCUUGGUAUAAGGAGCAACCACCGUGGACCCCUGAGCUUCUCAUAUUAAGAUUUUCCACUUACUUACACACAUUUACAUUUGUACUGUUUUCAUAUCACUGGCAGCUAAUAAAUGUGAAGUUCUUUUAAACUAGCAGGUGCACCCUAUGGCGCAGACACUCUUUUCAGGCCAUGUGCUCCUAAUAUAUCACUCACUCACUCACUGUCUUAACCAUUUAUCCAAUUAGGGUCACAGGGGGCGCUAUCCCAGCUUUUCAAUGGGCGCAAGGCACACAGUAACACCCUGGACGAGGCGCCAGUCCAUCACAGGGCAGACACACACACACACAUACACACACACACACACACACACACACACACACACAUUCACCUAUAGGGCAAUUCAGGGUCUCCAAUUAUCCUGACUGCAUGUUUUUGGACUGUGGGAGGGAACCGGAGCUCCCGGAGGAAACCCACGCAGACACCGAGCCACCGUGCCGCCCUCUUAAAAUCAUAUAAGGUAUAAAGUAUAAGGUACUGGACUAGUAAUCAGGAGGUUGCCAGUUCAAGCCCCACCACUGCCAGGUUGCCACUGUUGGGCCCUUGAGCAAGGCCCUUAACCCUCAAUUGCUCAGACUGUUUACUGUCACAGUACUGUAAGUCACUUUGGAUAAAAGCGUCUCCUAAAUGCUGAAAAUGUAAAUGUAGAAUGUGUGGGGUUCCGUUUAUUUAUUAAUAAAAUAACGGUGGUGGUCACAUA